CUGAGGGCUCGGCUCGAUCCGCGGGGAGCUGGAUGCUCCUGGGGCGAGUCCUCGAUGCGGGGAGGGCCGGAGAGCCCAUGGAAGUGUCGGAUCCCCCCGAGCCCUGAUGUCCGUAGGCCGGCUGCACUCUCCGUCUGUCCAAACUCUCGGGGUUCUGAGAACGAUGAAGGGGGAAGGAAAACGGACACCUUUUUGCGGCCCCUGGGAGUAAGACGGGAUCAGAAGGAACCUGUGAGGCCUUAGAGUAGCGAGAACGCUAGACUGGGACAGGAGAAAGCCCAGCCCUGAAUCACGAGGAACCUUCCCUGUGGAUCUCACCAAAACACGACUUCAGGUCCAAGGCCAAAGCAUCGAUGCCCGCUUCCGAGAGAUCAAGUAUAGAGAAUUGCCCCAGCCUUGUUAAGACAAGCAUCUUAUGGCACCAUAAAGAUUGGUAUAUACCAGAGUUUGAAGCGGCUAUUUGUAGACCGUUUAGAAGGCCUGGGGCAGCCAGUGACCCGGUCUCCUUUGGAGAGUGCUGCGAUGAAACGUUACUGAUCAAUGUCAUCUGUGGGGUGGUGUCUGGGGUGAUCUCUUCUGCGCUGGCAAAUCCCACAGAUGUGCUGAAGAUCCGAAUGCAGGCUCAGGGCAGUCUGUUCCAGGGAGGAAUGAUUGGAAGCUUCAUAGACAUCUAUCAGCAGGAAGGCACACGGGGACUCUAUAGGGGUGUAGUCCCCACUGCUCAACGUGCUGCCAUCGUGGUGGGAGUUGAGCUGCCCGUCUACGACAUCACAAAGAAGCACUUAAUCCUUUCAGGACUCAUGGGGGACACUAUCCUUGCCCAUUUUAUUUCCAGCUUUACCUGUGGACUAGCUGGUGCCAUCGCGUCAAAUCCAGUGGAUGUGGUGCGGACCCGUAUGAUGAAUCAGCGGGCCAUUGUGGGGAGCGUGGAGCUCUACAGGGGUACACUGGAUGGGCUGAUAAAGACAUGGAAAAGCGAGGGCUUCUUUGCUCUGUACAAAGGAUUCUGGCCAAACUGGUUGAGGCUUGGCCCUUGGAAUAUCAUUUUCUUUAUCACCUACGAGCAACUGAAGAGGCUCCCUUUCUAGGGGCUGCUUCGGACUGGUGAUCCAUCCGCCUUUCCUGCUCACCUCCCCCUUUCCUGCAUCUUCAUGCCUUUUUGCCUACAUGGACUGAGGCCUGCCAUGCCCUCAGAGAGUCUUGGGAGCGUGGCUUGGAUGAGAAGGGGGAUACUGGGGCCAGAGAUACUCAGAGCCUGUUGCAUGUGCUUUUCCACAAGGGGAAGGGUGGAGUGUGAUGGGGAGAGCAUAUGGAUCUGAGUCUGUAUCUUCUGUGAAGAGCUGUGUGAGUUUGAGGUCCUUCCCAGUGCAGCUUAUUGCAAUGUGGGUUUCGCAGUAGGCUGUGCCUUCCCGCAAGGUGGGGUCUCAAGAAAGCUGCUGCAUUCCUUCCAUUGUCAUGUGAUCUUAUUAAACUAUUUAUUGGA
Messenger RNA from Varanus komodoensis (Komodo dragon), 1483 nucleotides. RefSeq names its product solute carrier family 25 member 14 (gene SLC25A14). The record is from RefSeq and is a predicted model, not a curated record. Gene Ontology annotation, cellular component: mitochondrial membrane. Gene Ontology annotation, biological process: mitochondrial transport. The coding region runs from base 354 to 1088 and encodes 244 amino acids. NCBI's taxonomy places the organism in Eukaryota, Metazoa, Chordata, Lepidosauria, Squamata, Varanidae. The transcript is spliced from 10 exons.